CAAAGCUAAACACAUUUCAAUAAAAACAACAGAGAAAGUGUUGUGUUUGUUGGUGUUUGCUUUUGUUCAAUAUUAGCGACCUUUAGGUUUUCCAGACAUGUAGACAACAGUGUAGCUCAGUGAUUAGAAGUUAGACUGUUACAGAAUGGAUAAAUGUUUAAUUUAGUUGUAAAGAAGUCUGAGUGACGGGUGUAGCUGUGUGUUUUGGAGUGUGAGAGGAAAGUGCAGCCUGAUUAGCAUCGCAGUGUUUCUUCCUCCAGUGGAUUUCCAGGUCGGAGAAGGAUGGGGUCGCUCGGGAGUCGUUUUCAAGCCGCUCCCCACCGCCUCAGCGAGACGCCGCAACCUCGCUGUGCAGGAAGCACACACGCCUGUGAGUGCAAGAAGAGGAAACGAAGCUCACACUGCGAAUGUGACAGUGAGCCAGAGGAAGAGGACAGUCUGCUGGACACACCGUGCAGGAAAAAGCUGAAAAGCACGUCUAAGUACAUUUAUCAGACGCUGUUCCUGAACGGGGAGAACAGCGACAUCCGGAUCUGUGCGCUCGGCCAGGAGUGGAACCUGCACAAAGUUUACCUGUGUCAGUCGGGAUACUUCUCCAGCAUGUUCAGUGGCUCCUGGAAGGAAUCCAACAUGAUGGUCAUCCAGUUGGAGAUCCCAGAUCAGAAUAUCGACACAGAAGCUCUUCAGGUGGUGUUUGGCUCCCUCUACAGGGACGACGUUCUGAUCAAACCCAGCCGAGUUGUCAGUAUCCUGGCUGCUGCCUGCAUGCUCCAGCUGGAUGGGCUAAUCCAGCAGUGUGGUGAAACCAUGAAGGAGAACAUUAGUGUGAAGACGGUGUGUGGCUUCUAUGCCGCUGCUAACAUGUACGGCCUGGACUCUGUCACAAAGAAGUGUUUGGAGUGGCUGCUCAAUAACCUGAUGACCCAUCAAAAUGUGGACCUCAUGAAGGAGCUGGGGGUUGAAAUCAUCGAGCAGCUGAUUCAGUCAUCAGAUCUUUUUGUCAUGCAAGUGGAGAUGGACGUGUACACUGCUCUGAAGAAGUGGAUGUUCCUGCAGCUCAAUCCGUCAUGGGAUGGUCCCAUUAAGCAGCUUCUGGUCGAUGCAGAUACGUGGCUCUGUAAAAGAAGAAGUGAGCUGGGAGAGGAGGAGCCAUUUCUGUGCACGGAGCAGGGCUCACCUUUUACCCCCGUCUUCAGACAUGUCCGCCUGCAGUACAUCAUCAACGACCUGGCCUCGGCCCGCAUCCUCGAGAGGGAUAACAUCAUUCCACCCGACUGGUUGUCCAGGAUAUACAAGCAGCAGUGGUUCGCCAUGCUUCGAACAGAGCAUGACAAUGACAACGGACCCCAAGAGGCCAAUAAGGAGGAAUUUGAACAGAACAGCAUGCGCUGCGGUCGAAAGCUAAACAAAGAUGGAGAUUACUGCUGGAGAUGGACAGGUUUUAAUUACGGGUUCGAUCUGCUGGUCACCUACACCAACCGCUUCAUUGUGUUCAAGAGGAAUACGCUCAGUCAGCCGUGCGGGGGUGCGGUCAGCCUACAGCCACGACGACACCUUGCUUUCAGGUUACGGCUCGCGUCGUUCGACAGCUGUGGCAAACUGAUCUGCAGCCGCUCUACAGGCUACCAGCUGCUCACUCUGGAGAAAGAUCAGGAGUACGUGGUGAUGAACCUGGACAGCCGUCUCCUGUCUUUCCCACUCUACGUCUGCUGUAACUUCCUGUACACUUCCCCCUCCCCCGAGCGCCGGGUCGACACCGGCGAAUCAGAAAGCAGCACCCGCAGCAAGUCGUGACCCUCCGGCCAAUAAGCUCCAUCCUGAUCUUGUGACAUCAUCACUUCGUACCACUCACUCACUUUUUACCAUCAGUUUUCUAUACCUUGCGUUAUUUUUACCUUUUUUUAAAGUGUAUACUGAUUGUAUUAAUUUGUUUUAUUUUACUUCUAUAUUUAUUUCUGAAUUUUGGAUUUUUUUUAUGCUUUUGGUAUAAUUAAACCCAAAACAAACCACAGACACAGUGAGUGCAUGUUAAUUUUACUUCUUCCGUUGUUGAAAUUAGUUUUGUAUGAAGAUAACCGUUGUGUUCUUGUGUUUGUUCAUACUGUAUAUGGCUCUGAUUUUGCCAGGCAUUCCUAUUUAUUCAGUGUUUUUGUACUGUUUAAAGAAAAAAAAAAACUGGUGCUGGUGCUUUUUUUUCUACAGGAUGCUUUUUUUUUUUCUUCCAGUGCAGCUCUACUCCACGUUACACAGACAUCACUUCUGGACAAUUGGCCAUUUCAUAUUUUCCAUAAUUCUGUAAUUAUAUUAUAUUGUGAAUAUGUACACAUGAUGAUGAAUGUGUCCUGGUUAAAUGUAGAUGACGUGUGCAUUAUGGACCAAAAUAAGAUCAUUCAGGCACAAGGAUCUAAUCAGCGCUGGCUGGUGUGUGAUCAGACGAGAGCCUAAUCGCAAAAAAUAAAAUGAUGAAAAACUGC
Pangasianodon hypophthalmus (striped catfish) is the source of this 2474-nucleotide messenger RNA. RefSeq names its product germ cell-less, spermatogenesis associated (gene gmcl1). Bases 283 to 1794 code for a protein of 503 amino acids. Gene Ontology annotation, biological process: germ cell development. The transcript has 15 exons. Lineage: Eukaryota; Metazoa; Chordata; Actinopteri; Siluriformes; Pangasiidae. Gene Ontology annotation, molecular function: protein binding. The record is from RefSeq and is a predicted model, not a curated record.